AUGUCAACAGAUUGGAUAAGAAGGUUGCAUCUAAAGUUAUGGGGUUUAGAUAGAAGUGUAUCGGAUCAUUACCUCCUGUUACUAGUAAAGGAUGGAAGGGAUUGGGGCCCAAGGCCAUUUCGUUUCAUAAAUGCUUGGACUCUACAUCCAAAAUUUGGGGAAGUUAUGAAGAAAUCUUGGGAAGAUUAUGCUAUUACUGGUUGGGUAGGGUUUGUCAUAAUAAACAAAUUGAAGGCUCUACGUUCAGUGUUGAAAAAAUGGAAUGUAGAGGUUUUUGGAAAUGUUACUCAUUCAUUGAAAACAGCGGAUGAGGAGCUUCAUGCCAUUGAUCUAGUGGCUGAAUCUAGAAAUCUUGAGAGGAACGAGGCUGUUAGAAGAAGAGAGGUCAGAAAAGAAGUCUGGUCAUUACGAAGGAGAGAGGAAUGGUUAUGGAGGCAGAAGUCCAGGGUAAAUUGGAGUGUGAAAGGGGAUAAAAACACGAGAUUCUUUCAUGUUGUAGCUACAAGUAGGCAAAAUCGUAAUCUGUUGAACUCGAUUGAAGUUAAUGGACAACUUUAUGAGGAUCCACAGAUGUGGAAAUCUAAACCCAAACUCCAAGGUUUCUUCAAGUCCAUUGGUCAUGAUAAUGUUUCUAAUGGGCUAGUUGCACCUUUUUCAGAGGAGGAGAUUUGGAGAGCUGAUAUUUUGCAAUUCUUCAAGGACUUCUAUGAUAACGGGUGCUUAGCUAAAGGGAUCAAUAGUUCUUUCAUAAUAUUAAUACCUAAGAAGAAUAGCCCUAGUGGUAUUUCUGACUAUAGACCAAUUAGCAUUGUUAGAUCUCUAUGUAAAGUGUUGUCUAAGGUGUUAGCCUCUAGACUUAAGAAGGUUUUUCCUAAAAUAAUUGGUGAGUCGCAGUCCGCGUUUAUUGGUGGAAGAAACAUCCUAGAUGGGGUUUUAGUUUCCAAUGAAGUAGUGGAUUAA
Messenger RNA from Camellia sinensis, 960 nucleotides. NCBI's taxonomy places the organism in Eukaryota, Viridiplantae, Streptophyta, Magnoliopsida, Ericales, Theaceae. The record is from RefSeq and is a predicted model, not a curated record.